CAGACGCCUAGUCACAUGUCAUGACUGACUUUCGGUUCAAUUUCGAACAAACCAUUCGUGGUGACGCAAUUCCAACUGCUUGUCAACAUUCUACAGAAUCCCAUACAAUGCCUGUUAUUGAGAAAUUGAACAAAUGCAGAGAAGUUGAGUGUAUGACAAGUGGUACCGGUAUUGAUGAUUCUCAUAGUAAGGGGCCCAGACAUAAAGUUUGUGAUGUGCGUUUGUGUGAUGGAACCGUUCAUCUGCAACAUAUAGACUUGGAUGUCACUGAAGCUGAAUUGAAAACAGAGAAUAGCGAACUGAAAUCAGCACUUAAUAGUCGGUCAGAUCUUGUACCAUACAUUUACGAAGGAGGGCUGAAAAUAUGGGAGUGUGCAAUCGACCUUAUCCUUUUCUUGCAUCAGUGUAAGGUAGACUUUGAAAACAAGAGUGUUUUGGAGUUAGGAUGUGGUGUGGGUCUACCUGGUAUAUAUACUCUAACCAAAGGAGCUGUCGUUCAUUUCCAAGAUUAUAACGUUGAGGUCAUUAAACAUGUAACAAUUCCCAGCGUUGCAAUGAACACUUCCAAUGGCCCAGACAGACAUCAUAAGUUCUAUGCUGGUGAAUGGGGUAGUUUGCCUGACCUUCUUAAUCCUGCCAAGGCAGAUUCAAAGAAGUACGACUCCAAUGAUGUAUCGCUUCCUUCAUUUGUACACGUUUCUAUGACUAGGUUUGAUUUCAUUCUUACAUCAGAGACAAUCUACAAUCCUGACAGCUACCCUAGUCUCAUCCAUGUAGUGAAACAGUUACUGAAACGAACGGGAGUAGCUUAUUUAGCUGCCAAGUCUCACUAUUUCGGUGUUGGCGGCAGCAUUGACCUUUUUACUGAGGCUAUUGACAAAGAUGGAACAUUAGUAUGGGAAACUGUAUCCGUUGUAGCAGCAGGCAUCCCCAGAAAGACACUUUGUAUUAUUCAGAAAUAAGCAGAGAAUAAAAGACAUAAGCCGAGAGCUAUAAAUAAACUGUUAGACAAUUAGAAUGAUUGUACACAAGUGCUCGAGUUCAAUUGUCAAUCAAUCUGUGAGAUUCAGUUAUUAUGGCUGCAAGAUACUCUUGGAAAAUGACGCACCCAACCAAAAUCAA
Messenger RNA from Corticium candelabrum, 1122 nucleotides. Its product is annotated as histidine protein methyltransferase 1 homolog. The record is from RefSeq and is a predicted model, not a curated record. The coding region runs from base 21 to 962 and encodes 313 amino acids. The transcript is spliced from 7 exons. Gene Ontology annotation, biological process: peptidyl-histidine methylation, to form tele-methylhistidine. Gene Ontology annotation, molecular function: protein-L-histidine N-tele-methyltransferase activity. Lineage: Eukaryota; Metazoa; Porifera; Homoscleromorpha; Homosclerophorida; Plakinidae.